This is a messenger RNA of Pogoniulus pusillus (Red-fronted tinkerbird), 1642 nucleotides long. Its product is annotated as monocarboxylate transporter 13-like. Gene Ontology annotation, molecular function: monocarboxylic acid transmembrane transporter activity. The record is from RefSeq and is a predicted model, not a curated record. The transcript is spliced from 4 exons. Gene Ontology annotation, cellular component: plasma membrane. The coding region runs from base 1 to 1359 and encodes 452 amino acids. Gene Ontology annotation, biological process: monocarboxylic acid transport; transmembrane transport. NCBI's taxonomy places the organism in Eukaryota, Metazoa, Chordata, Aves, Piciformes, Lybiidae.
AUGCAGGCCAAAGAAAGCAAUCCACCAGAUGGUGGCUAUGGAUGGGUUGUGGUAGUGUCAGCCUUCUUGGUGAUGGGCCUCACUGCUGCUGUCCUCAAGACUUUUGGUCUGUUCUUUGUUGAAAUCCAGCAGCACUUCAAUGAACUUGCAAGCACCACUUCCUGGAUCACAUCAGUAACUAUUGCUGUCUUUCAUUUAGGAGCCCCUGUUGCCAGUUCAUUAUGUGUACGAUACACCCAUCGGGCAGUUGUGAUCACUGGAGGACUCCUGGCUUUUUCAGGAAUGGCACUGGGAUUUCUUGGCUUCAGCAUGAUCUGGAUGUAUGCAACGACUGGCUUCCUUCAGGGACUUGGAAUUUCCUUUUCAUGGACACCAGCCGUUAGCAUUGUGAGCCAUUAUUUCUCCAAAAAAAGAGCUCUGGCCAAUGCUGUUGCCAGUGCUGGAGAAUGUGUCUUUGCAUUCACAUUUGGACCUCUUUUCCAGUGGUUGAUCAGUCAAUAUGGAUGGAAAGGUGCCCUCUUGAUCAUAGGUGGCAUACAACUCAAUAUUUGUGUCUGUGGAGUACUGAUGAGACCACUGGCAAGCAGCUGCCUCCUUGCGGGUAGGCAUUCUGAAACUGAGACACCAUCUGGCAACAGUUCAUCUAGGACACAAAAAGAAGACAGAUCUCCCACUGAAUACAAAACCUUCAACUGGAUGCUUGUAAGGCAACCACAGUUUGUACUUUAUGCCAUUUUUGGCAUAUUAGCUGCCAUGAGUUUUUUUGUUCCCCCAUUAUUUUUAGUUCCACUCAGUUACAGCCUGGGAAUAGAUGAAUCAUGGACUGCUUCCUUCCUAUCCAUUUUGGCUGUGGUGGACUUCGCAGGCAGACUGCUGUGUGGCUGGUAUGCCAAUCUCCAUGUUACCAAAAGUGUUCAUGUGCUGACAAUGACAAUUACACUGAUCAGUACUUCCCUGGUACUGUUGCCACUGGCUAACAAUUACCUGUCCUUGGCAAUAUUCACUGGCUUCUAUGGAUUCUUUUUUGGUACAACUGUUGCUGUUCACAUUACAGUGCUAGCAGAUGUUGUAGGCAUGCCAGAUUUUGACAGUGCUCUAGGCCUUUUCAUGCUCAUUCGAAGCACUGGAGGUUUUGUGGGGCCUCCUCUUGCUGGUCUGAUUGUGGACAUGGUUGGAGAUUACAGAGCAGGCUUCUACAUGGCAGGAGCCACUCUUUUCCUGUCAGCUGGAUUUUUAGUUAUUUUAGAUCAGCUCCAACAGAGGAAAGCAAGAGGAAGCCAAACUAAUACUAAACCAGAAAAGCCAACAUUACCCUACCCUUCAUUCCAUCUCUUGAAACUUCAAAACAGAAGGUACUGAGAACGUGAUAUAGUGGUGUGACUACAUCAGGCAUCUUACAGCAUUACAGAAGUGUUUUCUUUCAUCCAAACUCAGUAGGAUUUAUAAAAUGAUGGAUUUUGACAGAAAUGUUUGAAAGUGGGGAAGAAAGUAAUUUUCAAACCAACCACUAACCAUUAUACUACUUUGAUACGGAAGUUUCACUUUCACUAUGUAAGUCUUCAACACCGCCCCAGAGGGCUAUGAUAAGCCAACUGCGGAACCUGUGGUCUGAAAGAAAUGACUGUAUAAUGCGUAUGCGGCA